Leptosomus discolor (cuckoo roller) is the source of this 2586-nucleotide messenger RNA. Lineage: Eukaryota; Metazoa; Chordata; Aves; Leptosomiformes; Leptosomidae. The record is from RefSeq and is a predicted model, not a curated record.
GAUGAAGAGGAAGCUGGAUUACUGGAGCUCUUGAAAUCACAAAUUUGUGAUAAUGCAGCUUUGUAUGCUCAAAAAUAUGAUGAAGAAUUCCAGCCCUACCUGCCACGUUUUGUAACAGCAAUCUGGAAUCUAUUGGUCACAACAGGCCAGGAGGUGAAAUAUGACUUGCUGGUUAGUAAUGCCAUCCAGUUUCUGGCCUCAGUUUGUGAGAGACCACAUUACAAGCAUCUGUUUGAAGACCAGAAUACAUUGACAAGCAUCUGUGAGAAAGUUAUUGUUCCCAAUAUGGAAUUUAGAGCGGCUGAUGAAGAAGCAUUUGAAGAUAAUUCUGAAGAAUAUAUAAGAAGGGAUUUGGAAGGAUCAGAUAUUGACACCAGGCGCAGAGCAGCUUGUGAUCUAGUCAGAGGUCUGUGCAAAUUUUUCGAAGGACCUGUGACAGGGAUUUUUUCUGGAUAUGUUAAUUCUAUGCUGCAAGAAUAUGCAAAGAAUCCAUCUGUUAACUGGAAGCACAAAGAUGCAGCUAUUUACCUUGUUACAUCUUUGGCAUCCAAAGCGCAAACACAGAAGCAUGGAAUAACACAAGCCAAUGAACUUGUUAAUCUGACAGAAUUCUUUGUGAAUCACAUUCAACCUGACUUGAAGUCUGCUAGUGUGAAUGAAUUCCCUGUGCUAAAGGCAGAUGGUAUCAAAUAUAUCAUGAUUUUUAGAAACCAAGUACCUAAAGAACAGCUGUUGGUAUCUAUUCCUCUCUUAAUCAGUCAUCUUCAAGCAGAAAGUAUUGUAGUCCAUACUUAUGCAGCCCAUGCUCUUGAAAGACUGUUUACCAUGAGGGGGACAAAUAAUACCACCCUCAUUACAGCUGCGGAAAUGGCACCCUUUGUAGAAGUACUAUUGACAAACCUUUUUAAAGCACUGACACUUCCUGGCUCAUCUGAAAAUGAAUACAUUAUGAAAGCCAUCAUGAGGAGUUUUUCUCUGCUACAGGAAUCCAUAAUUCCAUACAUCCCUUCUGUCAUCACACAGCUUACACAGAAACUGCUGGCUGUCAGUAAGAAUCCAAGCAAACCUCACUUUAACCAUUACAUGUUUGAAUCGAUAUGCUUGUCAAUAAGGAUAACAUGCAAAGCGAACCCUGAUGCUGUUGGAAGCUUUGAAGAGGCUUUGUUUAUGGUGUUCACUGAGAUACUACAGAAUGAUGUGCAAGAGUUCAUUCCAUAUGUGUUUCAAGUGAUGUCCCUACUCCUAGAAAUGCAUAAAAAUGAAAUCCCAUCGUCCUAUAUGGCACUCUUUCUACUUCAGCCAGUAUUGUGGGAAAGGACAGGAAAUAUUCCUCCUUUGGUCCGACUCCUGCAGGCUUAUUUAGAGCGGGGUGCCAAUACGAUAGCAAGUGCUGCUGCUGACAAAAUUCCUGGAUUGUUAGGUGUGUUCCAGAAGUUGAUUGCCUCUAAAGCUAACGACCAUCAAGGAUUCUAUCUUCUAAACAGUAUUAUAGAGCAUAUGCCUCCUGAAUCAGUUGACCAGUACAGGAAACAGAUCUUCAUUCUACUAUUCCAAAGACUUCAAAAUUCCAAAACAACAAAAUUUAUUAAAAGUUUCCUAGUCUUCAUUAACUUGUACUGCAUAAAAUAUGGGGCAUUAGCUCUGCAGGAAAUAUUUGACAGCAUACAGCCAAAGAUGUUUGGAAUGGUUCUGGAGAAAAUUAUAAUUCCUGAAAUCCAGAAAGUGUCCGGACAAGUUGAAAAGAAAAUUUGUGCUGUUGGCAUUACAAAAAUAUUAACAGAAUGUCCUCCUAUGAUGGACACAGAGUACACCAAGCUGUGGACUCCUUUGCUGCAGGCCCUCAUUGGCCUCUUUGAACUGCCUGAGGAUGACACUAUCCCUGAUGAAGAACACUUCAUUGACAUAGAAGAUACUCCAGGAUAUCAGACUGCAUUCUCUCAGCUAGCCUUUGCUGGGAAAAAAGAACAUGAUCCUGUAGGUCAAAUGGUGAACAAUCCUAGAAUCCAUCUGGCACAGUCUCUUCACAAACUGUCUACAGCGUGCCCAGGCAGGGUUCCAUCAAUGCUGAGUACUAGUCUGAAUGCAGAAGCGUUGCAGUAUCUCCAAGGAUACCUCCAAGCUGCAAGCGUGACACUUCUCUGAGUUGCAUAUAUUCCACAAGCAAGAUCAAAAGGUGUUUUGUUACACAGAAGGUUGACACUGACUUUUUUUUAUAGCAGAGCUCAGACAAAAUGAAAAAUGCUACUUGAAAACGUAUUGCAGAAUCCAUCUCGUAAAAGAUAAAUGUGGCUUUAAGCAGAAACUGAAAGAAUUUGGUGGUUUGUGUACUCAUAGGUAAAAGAUGGCUAACUUCCAUUCCCAGUUUAAUUGCAAAGGGAAUAGUCAUAGCGGUUUAUUAUGAGAUUUAUUUGAAAUCUGCAUCUGCGGUGUUUGGAUAACAUUUUGAAAUGUAUGGAGAGCACUGGCUGUAGAAACUCACUUUGGUCACUAAAAUUUCUUUUCAUUUUGAUGUUGUCCUUUGUAUUUCUUUUGUCUUUCCUUAAACUUUAUCUAAAUUGUGAAUAAAUAAGAAGUACUUGUUUAAAA